Molecule: messenger RNA, 1122 nt
Organism: Penicillium lagena
Lineage: Eukaryota; Fungi; Ascomycota; Eurotiomycetes; Eurotiales; Aspergillaceae
Exons: 6
Coding region: 1-1122 (373 amino acids)
Molecular function (GO): dioxygenase activity
Source: RefSeq, a predicted model, not a curated record
AUGCCUGCUAAGAUUAUUGAUCGAUAUGACCAUGUCCCCGAGACGAAGGAGGAUCUUGACUGGGCUGAACUGAUUACCCUUGAUCUCAGCUUGUAUGAGCAACCCGGUGGCAAGCAAGAGCUGGUGAAGCAGCUGGAGCAUGCAGUCCGCCACGUGGGCUUCUUCUACGUCAAGAACUUUAACAUUAGCCAAGAAGAGAUCGACCACCAGUUCGCUCUGGGCCGCGAGUUCUAUGCCCUGCCCCUCGAGGAGAAACUCAAGUACCACAGCUCGAGUGACCUGGAACGUGGCCAGUAUAACGGCUACCGGCCUGCGGGACACCGCAUGCUUGGAAAUGGAAUCAGGGAUAAUGUGCAGGUGUUCAAUAUCCCCAAAUUUGACGGACAGCACGUUCGUCCACAGCCUGCAGUGGUGCAGGAUCAUAUCGAGGAGGUUGAAUCUUUCAGCAGAAAAUGCCACACAGAAGUCGUCGAAAAACUCCUCCGCCUUUUCGCCAUCCUCCUAGAACUGCCGGACGAAGACCAGCUCGUCCGCGACCACCAGUACGAUGUCCCCGGCGAGGAUCACCUGCGAUACAUGCACUACAAAGCGCGCAGUGCAGACGACAAUUCCAAAGUUGGAGGCCUGUAUAAUCCGGGCCACACAGAUCUAGGGACAGUCACCCUGCUCUUCCGCCAGCCCGUUGCGGCGCUGCAGAUCCUCAACUCAGCCGGCGACUGGAAGUGGGUGCGUCCGCAGAACGGCACGAUUACCAUCAACACAUGCGAUGCGCUCACGGCUCUUACGGGGGGAUUGAUUAAAUCGAGUAUUCAUCGCGUCCAUGCGCCGCCGAAGGAUCAGGCGCAUUUGGAUAGACUGGGUGUGUUGUAUUUUGCGCGACCAAACAACCACGUCGUACUCGACCCAAUCCCCAACAGUCCCCUUCUGCAGCGUCUGGGUCUAACGCAGAACGCAUUCACCGAGCUAGGACAGCACCUUACUACGGAGGAGUGGGUUAAGGUCCGCCAGACGCAGCAGCAGCGACGCAAGGUUACGACUACUGUAUCCAGAGAGGGAAAGUACUCAUACGCACCGAAGGAUUUGGAGAUUAUUCCGGGGUUGCAGGCCAAGAUUUAUAACUAG